Molecule: messenger RNA, 444 nt
Organism: Miscanthus lutarioriparius
Lineage: Eukaryota; Viridiplantae; Streptophyta; Magnoliopsida; Poales; Poaceae
Source: the annotation of a GenBank genome assembly
AUGGCCGCCGCAACCUCGGCGCUCCCUGGAUGGCCGCCGCUUCUCCCAUCGGUGCGCAGCGCCGCCGGUCCUCUCAUCCGCAGGCAGCACCGCUGGUCCUCCCAUCUGCGUGCAGGGCCGAGGCCGCCGUUCCUCCGCUCCCAGCGCCGCCGGUCCUCAGCGCGGCCUCUCCUUCCGCCCGCGCGCAGGGCCGAGGCCGAGGAGCUCAAAGCGAGGAAGAACGGAGGCGCGGACGACAAUGGAGGCGUCGACCAACUGGCGCGAAGGCAGGACCACCAGUCGGAGCUGACAGAUGCGGAACUCCAUCCGGCGGAGAAAGAAUCGCCGUGGCGCGGGCGUUGGUCUCCUACGGCAGGUGCUGCCACAGAGGAGCCAGCCAGGCAGCCAGCCAGCCACCAGCUCGGAUUGGGGCACCAGCUUAGAUCGGGGAAAAAUCCAUGGUAA